Messenger RNA from Liolophura sinensis, 3682 nucleotides. Its product is annotated as peroxidase-like. The transcript is spliced from 13 exons. NCBI's taxonomy places the organism in Eukaryota, Metazoa, Mollusca, Polyplacophora, Chitonida, Chitonidae. Gene Ontology annotation, molecular function: heme binding; peroxidase activity. Gene Ontology annotation, biological process: response to oxidative stress. The coding region runs from base 59 to 2521 and encodes 820 amino acids. The record is from RefSeq and is a predicted model, not a curated record.
UCAGACAAGCAGGGAUCUCUGUAUACAAGCAUUGUAAAACUACCACAUCUGGAGGAGAAUGAAUCGGAACUUGUGCGUGACAAUUGCAGUCGCGCUGCUGGCGUGUGCAGCCAGCAGUCAAGGCGUCGCUAACAAAGUGUCACGUUUUUCCGUGACGCGUUUGGAGGAAGCUGCCAAAAGCAUCUCACAACUCCCGGUGCUUAAUAAGAUUGCCGGGGGACCUAAUCUUGAGACACCUGGGCGAGCGGCUCUUGAGAAGUCCAUCACUCCUAACUUUCUUAAAUCUAUUGAAUCCGUCCAGAGUAAAGCUGCACAGGAGUUUCAAAGGGCUUUGGUAGAAGACAGCAAAACCAGUAAAGCCGCCCAGGAAUCUACGGCAUUCGGUCCUCACCUGUUGGUCAAUUCCGAAGCUCAGGAGAUCGCACAGGCCGGAGAAGCAUUCCUCCAGGCCAGCGCCACAGCUGCCAAGCGACUUAAUGUGAACGGUGAAGGGUUGAAAGGGUUGAGAUCAUUUCGGCCCGUGCUAAAAAGAUGUCCAUUCAAUGUAGCUAUCAAGUGUGACGCAAACUCCAAAUAUCGAACAAUUGAUGGCUCUUGUAAUAAUUUGGCCAAUCCUAUCUGGGGGAGGGCCAAUACACCCUUUGACAGGUUUUUGGUGCCCCAAUAUGACGAUGGGAUUCAGACGCCCAGAAGCAAGGCCGUUUCCGGCAAGCCUCUUCCGAAUGCUCGUGUACUCAGCACAGAGGUGCACAAGAAAAGCACAGUAGCUAAUUUGCACCCAGAUAUCACCCACUUGACAAUGGAAUUCGGCCAGCUUAUCAGCCAUGAUGUAAACCAAAAUACAUUGUCGUCAGGUUAUAACCGAAUACGUCUGUCAUGCUGCAAGGCUGAUGGUAGCGUCGACAACAGCCCAUUCAAAAAAAGACUGGGUUGUUUUCCAAUCGAACUGCCUAAGAACGAUCCUUUCUUCGGAAAGCACGGGAGAACAUGCAUGAAUUUCGUCAGGGCUUCAGCAACCCCAGACAUCAACUGUGAUUUAGGUUUCCGAGAGCAGCUGAACCAGGUAACACAUUACAUCGAUGCCUCCACAGUGUACGGAAGUGACACAAAAACCAUGAAUGACGUCAGACUAAAGAGAGAUGGUCUUCUCAAGGUUACACCAAGCUCUAAUGGAGAUCUACCUCUUCAGAAUCCCUCAGCUACGGGGACAGCAGGUUGCCGCAGCUCGGGAUCGCAACAUUGCUUCAAAGCAGGUGACGUUCGUGCCAACCAGCAACCUGGCCUGAUGACAUUACACACGAUCUUCCUGAGAGAGCACAACCGCAUCGCGAAAGAACUGAAGACCCUGAAUCCUUCAUGGAACGAUGAGCGCCUGUUCCAGGAAGCCAGAAAGAUCGUUGGCGCCGAGAUCCAACACGUGACUUACAACGAGUAUCUGCCAACGAUUUUAGGAAACACUUUCGCAUCUAGAUUUGGCUUCGCUGCUCAGCCCAAGGGAACGUACUUUACGGGUUACAACCCUGCCUUCAACCCUGCCAUUCGUAACGGAUUUGCCGCCGCGGGUUACCGUUUUGGCCACAGCACCGUCAGAGAUCACGUGGCUGCAGGAAACCUCUUUAAAGACCACUUCCUGAAUCCAUCACUAAUGUACCAGAGCUCUAAGGGACCUUCCUUCCUGGUCAAGGAUCUGUACACCCAUAACCAACAGACAACAGACAACCUCAUGACCACACAGCUCACCAAUCAUCUUUUCGAGAGGGCUCCCGGAACCGGCAUUGAUCUCGCCGCCACCAACAUUCAGCGAGGACGUGACCACGGCAUUGGCAGCUAUAAUAUCUGGAGACUCUGGUGCAAACUGACUCCCGCCGCUUCCUUCAAAGCCGGUCCUGGAGGACUAAUCGACCAUAGCUCUGCUGUUGCCGCUCUUUUGGAAAGCGUAUACAGCCACCCUGAUGACAUCGACUUGUGGACAGGAAUCGUCACUGAGACCCCCUUAGAGGGCCGCGCUGUGGGACCAACAGGAGCUUGUCUGAUUGGACGACAGUUCUGGGUACUGAAACACGCUGAUAGGUUCUACUAUGAAACCAACGAUGCUGCAGCAAAAUUCAAAAUCGAACAACUUAACGAGAUCCGGAAGACAAGCCUGGCCAGGAUUAUCUGUGAUAACACCGAAAUCACCUCUCUUCCCAGAGAUGUCUUGGAGGAGUUGUCCUCCAGCAAUCCCAACGUCAAGUGCUCAAGCUUACCCGAAGUAGAUCUGAACCAGUGGUCUGACUGUGUUGAUGGCGGAUGGUCGUCGUGGAGUGUAUACUCAAAGUGUGUCGCGGGGUCCCGAACGAGGACACGCAAGUGCACGAACCCACCUAGGAACGCCUGUGGGAAAACUUGCCCUGGCUCCGGAAAACAACUGGACUUCAAGGGCUGUGGCGGCGGCAUAGACUUUCCUUUCGGGUUUCCAGGAUUGCCAAAACCUUUCCCGGGGCCAAUCUUCAGCGAUCCCCGUCGCGCAGAGCCGCUAUGAGAUGGAAUUUAUUUUUGUGAUUGACAGGCAAUAGGAUCUCAUGACAUAUGUAUAGUCGUUUUUUUUUGUCCCCAGAUUUAUACAGCGUGUAACAAUGUGAUAUUUUCGUGAAGAUCUGAUAUUUUAAUUACGACAGUGCGUGUGUCACUACGAACUUAAUGGGUUUGUUAAUAAUAACCCUCACCAUAAUUAUUGAUAAUAAUUGUGUCAAAAGACUUGUGCACUCUUAAUCCAGCAAGGCCCUAACGCCAUCAAUUUCUAAUUUUAACAGACAAAUCAAAACGGUGUGAUUUCAAGAACAGAUUUUUGGCUAGUCUAAUUUAGUCCACAUCAGCUGUAAGUUUACGCUUACUAUUGCUUUGAAGCCUUCUUAUCUACGCGUAACUUAUCUUCUUUUCACACACCAUUACGAUGACCCCCCCCCCCCCUUAUACAUUCCAAUAUACGCGACUUUCACAUUCAGUUUCUUGACGCUAUUGUAUAUGAUAUUAUUAUAUUCUCUUAAAGGUUUUUAUGUAACAGUUUGUGUAAUUAUACUUUUGAUGUCCAAACAUUAGUUUCAUUUUCCCUUUUUGUUUCGUUCAAAGCUAAAUAUGGACAGUUUACAAUCUAGAAUGUGCAUCGUUAUUGUAAUAUUUUGUGGGGAACAACUGUGAUAUGAAACUAAAUGACAAACUAAAUUAGCAGAUAAUUAAAUAUGUUGUCUGGAAUGUUCAGAUAGUUAGUUAUAAUCUAAGAUAAUACUGGGAAUUUGUUAUCGGAUGAGGAACAAAUAUCUCCACAGCGCCCAGUUACAAUAACAUGUGUUGAAAGUAUGCAAGGCUUACAGUUAAAAAUUAUUCACUUUGAAUUACUGUAAAAGCGUUUUAAUCUUUCAGCCACUGACACACCUGAUGUAUGUUUGAAUAAUUACAAAGGGCCUGUUUCUGUGACAAAGCUCACGAUUAUACUGAACAGAACUAUUUUCAAAGAGAUAUGACGAUAAUUUAAAUAUUAUUCAUGUCUAUGUCAUGUAAAAACAAUCCCGGGUUAUGUUUAUAUUUUACAAUCUUUUUAACAUAAAAAUUGGACUUUUAUUUAUGAAGACAGGGGUUUUACCUGGGGCAGUUUUACACAUGUGCCAUAUUUAUUUUGUCCAUAAUAAAAUCGUAUUCUUUAUUA